GCUGGCCCACUACUAGUGUAGCUUCACUAAUGAUCAGGGCUCUGCAUGCUGUUCUGGAGCGGUGGAGAGGAGGCGCAGAGAGAGAGAGAGAGCUUGAGGGCUUGAGGGGCAGCUGAGCAGCUCCCUGCUUAGGAAACUGCGCUACGUCAGAACCCGUUCAAAGCAUGGCACUGGAGCUCCUCCACAAGAUUGGUGAGGCUCAGCACCCAUGAUUUGAGCACCCUUAAAGCAAACGGACCCUUCUAAAAAGUUGAAGGGCCGGGGGUUUGUCUUUGAGUCGGGCUCUUCUCCUGUGCCUUGGAAUAUGGGGGCGGCCGUCAGCCGGCACCACCGGUUCCCCGCCGCCGUGCGCACAAACGUGGACCCAGAGUUGGGGCUCAUUGAAGCCAGCAGCCAGGUCACGCCCCUGGAUGUACGUGUCAACCUGCCUGAGCCAUCCCCCCUGCCCAAGCUACGCCCUACGCGCACCAUCAAGUCGAGCGUCAACCUAAAGAAGCAGUCCCUGAGGCUCAAACUGGACAAAACUCGCACGCUGCUGCCUGGCCAAGCCCCAAAGUUCCAGCUAGCGUUUGAAUUAGACGCGCUGGAAGCGUGCAAGGUCACUGCGUAUGUCCUAGGCUAUGAGAAAUCGGCGAAAGCGGGGGCAGCUCCGGGCACGGUUCCAACCAGAAUCAAGUCGAAGCACACGAAGUCUGGCGUAGUCGUGGCCAACUUUGGCAGGGGCCUCGCUCACCAGUUCGAGCACCCCCCUGGGACGGGCCUGACGAUACCCAUCCCUGAGGGGGAGCCGCUGCUUUCCAAGUCCGGGAAAACGAUCUACCCUUUGGUCAUCAGGGUAGAGACUGUAGGCGAACAGGUCGUUGCACGAGGGGGAAAAGAGAAUGUCGAGCCCCAGCAGGGGCAAGAACAGGGCCAGCAGGAGAAGAAGGUUGCUGCGCAAGUGCAAACGACAUUUGCCACGCUAGUGAAGCAGGCGGACGGCAGCUUCGAGGCGCAGGUGGCGAAGCAGGUCCUGUGGGCGCACGGGACGUCGUACGUUCUGCACGAGAUUUUCGGGAUCGACCGGAACCCCGAGAGCAGCCUCGCGGGCGCUGACGAUGCGGGCAACAAGGAGUGCGUCAUCUGCCUAACAGAGAUCCGGGACACGCUGGCGCUGCCGUGCCGGCACCUGUGCAUGUGCGCCGACUGCGCCAAGGCGCUGCGGUACCAGACCAACAAGUGCCCCAUCUGCCGUUGUGUGGUGGAGUCGCUUCUCGUGAUCCGGGUUUCAAACGGCAAAGCGGGGACGGCAAGGUGACGGGGGAGUGGGUGCGGUCGGUAGAGGGUCUCAGAAGGGACCUUUCGCACCUGUAAAGCACUAGCACGAGCACAAAAAGGCCUCUCUACGCCUUGCAGGCGGACGCCGUCAGGUCUGAACCAAUAAAUUGAUUCUUACGGGUCCGAUCAGCUUGCCCAGAUCCAAGUGACAGCAACUUCUAUCACAUGUUGGAUUCAGACUGGUAGGCGGGCUUUAGGGGUAGAUAAAAGAGGGGGCUACAAAGAACCACUACCCUCGCCAGUUGCAUGUCGAGCUUUUGGGAGCUCGCGAAGAGUUUGUACAUACGCCUAAUCUUGAUUCUUAGCUGCAGGACAUUCAGAAAGGAGGACCUUUCCGUAUGCUCGAGAAGGGCUCUGAAAGCUCUCAGUCAAGCAUACGCAGCGACUAAUAAGUGGUUCUGCUGAGUAGGUACAGACUGAAUGAAAUUGGAUCGAUCGAACGUGUUGGAUUUGACCUAGGCUUGCCAAUAGCAACGAAUUGAAGCAUUUGCUGCCAUGUUGGAAGCCAUCUGCUGCAUUGUUGGUUUAAUUAUUGCUUUACAGAG
Messenger RNA from Klebsormidium nitens, 1862 nucleotides. The record is from the annotation of a GenBank genome assembly. NCBI's taxonomy places the organism in Eukaryota, Viridiplantae, Streptophyta, Klebsormidiophyceae, Klebsormidiales, Klebsormidiaceae.